Messenger RNA from Drosophila kikkawai, 5172 nucleotides. Its product is annotated as phospholipid-transporting ATPase ABCA3. The record is from RefSeq and is a predicted model, not a curated record. Gene Ontology annotation, cellular component: membrane; intracellular membrane-bounded organelle. Lineage: Eukaryota; Metazoa; Arthropoda; Insecta; Diptera; Drosophilidae. Gene Ontology annotation, molecular function: ATP binding; lipid carrier activity; ATP hydrolysis activity. Gene Ontology annotation, biological process: transmembrane transport; lipid transport.
UAAGUCAAAACAAUAUCUAGACACAUUCCCAAAUCCUGGGUCCAAAAACCAGUCUUGCUCUCUUUUACUUAACAUUUUUAUUUUGAAUAUCUACAUAAUACAUUCAAGUUACCUCACAUACAUCCCACCUGAAAAUGCCGGCCACCAAGGGUCUGCUUUUUAAGCGCUACAUCCGCAUCGAGCUGAAUAUGUGGCGGCACACGCUCUUCGAGGCAAUCGCCUUGAUAAUCAUGCUCCUGGUGAUCCUGCUCAACCCCAUCGCCCACUCCAAGCGCCUCCUGUACAAGCGCAGCGAUAACGAGAAGGGCCAGAGCAUCGAUUCGCAUACACUGGGGGACCUCCGCAUAUUACAGGGAGUGAUUGACUCAAGGCGGGAGAAAAACAGAUUGAACCUGGGCUACACACCCAAGACGCCAUUUGUUUCUAACCUGGCUGCAAAGGUGGUAACGACACUGGAGCUGAAUGCAACGAUACCCUUCGAGAACGAGAACGAGUUAGAGAAUCAGCUAGACGAGCGGACCACCUUGGCGGGGCUCGUCUUCAAAGGGGACCUCAGCGGACCUCAGCCGCCUUUGGUCCUGGAUGUCUCGAUCCGUUUUCCCAGCGAGUUUCGUACGUUGAAAUCUUUCCUCACCGAGGACCGCCUCUGGCUAACUCGCUGCUCGGGACAAAUAGAUGCCGACCGGGAGCAGGUCGACAAAAACCUUAAGCAGGAUAUAUACAUACGGGAGGGAUUCCUGCAGCUGCAGCACCAGGUCUUCAUAGAGUGGUACCAUCUAUUGCGCGAGCAAUUUCAAAGCGACUUUCCGGAACCGAGUGUCACGAUGUACAACGUCCGGCUAAAGUCUGCCGAUGAGCCCUGCGCCGCAGUGAGUCUGGCCCGGCUGCCCACGUUCCUGUAUUAUUUUAUUUACCUGCUCCCCUUCCUGAACAUUAUCCGAAACGUGGCGUCCCAGGUUCAGGAUGGUGUCAUGGUCCAUCAGUGGUAUUAUGGUUAUUCGUUUGGAACGCAAUGGGCUCUCAAAUUUUUGGUGCUAUUUUUGCGAUUGAUUAUACUUGGUGCCAUUUUUAUACUUAUAAUUGUGUGCUUCUGGGUUUUAGGAGAACACAAGUCAGAAUUAUCCGGCUUAGCGAUACUGGCCUUCGUCUGCUUCGUGGUGCUGUUCACCGUGGAGCUUAUUGUAACCGCAAUGGUUGUGGCCAAGAUAUUCGCCGAUCCUACCAAUGGGGUUCUGUUUGGCCUGGCCAUGUGGCUCUUUGCGUAUGCCGCCUUCACCACUGUUUUGGAACGUUACUGGGACAUCCACAAGUACCAUAUCUUCUUUAUCCUAGUCAGCUUCUUCAAUUGCCAGAUCCUGUUUGCCAUGGAGCUUUUUCGGUAUUCCUACGAAUUCCCCCAAGUUAUACAAACCAAUGAUUACGUGGUGCUCUUCGCCUCGGUCAUAGGAUCGACCUUGAUUUUUUACUUCUUCCUCUUGGCGCUGCAGUGGCGAAAACCGGGUAGGUAUCUCAGCCGGCGAAUAGUCAACAAUCGGCGACGAAAGGCGAAAGAAGCGGAUAUGGUCAUUAUGCACUUGAACAAGGUGCCAAGCAUCAGCAAUUUCGAGUUCGGCGACGCUGGCGUCGUAGAGCUAAUGAGAUUGCGCCACAUCAGUACCACACACCGAGACUCGGAGCGAAAGAUUCUCAAGAAUAUAUCGCUCCGCAUAUACCAGGGCGAGGUGUAUGUGAUUCUCGGCCAUAUAGGAUCGGGAAAACUCACCCUCCUUAGGGUGAUGGCCGGCUUGAAAUUUCCAAUUCGCGGCAGUACCUUGUUUAUGGGUAGCCCUUUCGUAAACACCGGAGAGCAACGUCACCUGGUGGACUUCCGUUUCGCAGAGCAUGGACUUAACAAGAAGCUAACAGUGGAGCAGACCAUUGACUUUCAUGUGCGCCUCAAGCUGUCGGCCAAAGACUCGGAUCGAUUUGAGAUUGAGAAACGCAAGUGGCUGGCAGUGCUUGAUCCCCUCAUCGAGAGUCGGAGUGCCAAAAUUGGGCAGCUACAUAUGGGCACGCGGCUCUUGGUUGCAGUGUGCUGCUGCUUGGCCGGAGACACGAAGAUCAUUAUUAUGGAAGAGCCCACUAAAAGGCUUUCCUAUCGGGAGGCACAGGUCUUCUGGUCGAUUGUUAACGCGGAGAAGGAGAAUCGGGCAUUCGUUUUUGCCACCCAUAAUAUUGGAGACGCGGAACAUGUGGCCGAUAGGCUCGGAAUCCUCAACAUGGGUGUACUGGAGGCCAGCGGCACUCCGUUUUUCCUGCGAGCCAAGUUUAACAGCUCCGUAGAACUGGUCAUCAUUAAGAAACCACACGUCCCGGAUGAUCCCAUCACUGAAUUCAUCCGCCAGUUUGAUCCAAUGGUGGAGCCAGAGAACGAGAUCGGAGAUACACUAACCUACCGAUUGCCUGGAACGUUCCGUACGCGUCUGCAGAAGAUGCUUAUUCACCUGGAGAGCGGUCGCAAGGCGCUGGGCAUCGAGAACUUCAAAGUAGUGGGUGCGGAGCUAUCCGAUAUUUACAUGCAGCUGGUCACCUCAUUUCGUCUGCAGGAGCAGAUCAUUUCGGAUGUCAGUCAAACCUUCAAGUACCAGGUGGUGUCCAAGAGACAGCUAAGAAGACAGCGUAUUCGGGCCAUGUUCUACAAGAAAAUUAUCAAUUCGGCGCCGAAUGUUUGGCCUAUCAUCAUGAUUAUCGCCACCUUUUUAUUGAUCGCAAUUAUCGCACGCCUAACGGUGCUGAUCGGCUCGCCGAAGAACCGCGCUAACUCAAUCCUAAUAGGAACCCAGGAAUUAGCGGAUGUUUCGUCUUUGCCGGAUAUCAAGGGUUGCGGUUACAUUGAUAUCAGAUCGACACAGACAAUUACGACAACAUCGGAAGAUGACAGUCGCGUUGCGAAGUCAAAACUUUUUACAUCGGACUCGUUUGUUUGCGCAAAGGAAUCGUAUCGGGACUAUCUACAAAAGAGUAGCGAGCUUAAGGGCAUGGGAGCCGUGGAGUCUAAUGGCGACGGCGAACUCAAUGGGUACAUCAUCGCGGACAUCUUCCACUCGGCACCCAUGGUGCUUAAUUUGAUGCACAACAUUAUCCUCAAACUUACCUACCCGGAUCGCACCGACACAGCGGCUAUGGUGACCAACGAUCCGAUGCCCACGCGACUGUCGAAGAAGAUCAACCUGCUGGACAACAAGAUUGCCCAUAUUCACGCCCCUUUGGCGAUCGGAUGCAUCAUCCCCAUCAUAGUAUCCGUGUUUGUCAUCUCGAUAGUGGAGGAGAAAAUCCAAAAUUUUCGGUUUUUGGAACACAUUGCCGGUUUGGGCCUGUCGGCCUACUGGGGCAUCAACCUGUUCUGGGACUGGUUCAACUUUGUGGUAUACUCGGUCAUCAUUGUGCUGAUCAUGGCUGUAUUUCGGAUCGGCGAGUUCGGUAUGGUCGAUAACCUGGUCAUCAUUCUUCUGCUGGCCUUUUUUGGAAUGGCGGCUCUGCCGAUUACCUAUCUGGUAACCAUGUUUGUGAACUCUAGUAUAAUACGGGCCUUUCUGGUCUCCAUGAUCCUGCAGGGCACAUCCGGCCUCGUACUGUACAUCAUCUACUGGGAAGUGGCCAAUAGCAACAUGUUAUUCUUCUACAGCGCUUGCAUAUCGCCUGGUUUCUCGCUGCUUGACGGGAUCAGCAACAUCUACACGCAGUCCGCGGAGCACAGGCUGUGCAGGGACAAGUGCCAGAAUUACGCAGGCUGCACACGGGAGAACAUGCAGGAGGUAGUGCCUAACUGCAAAUUUGACACAUACUUUAAAUGGGCUGCACCGGGAAUUUUGCCAGCUAUGCUCUGCAUGAUCCUUUGCGCUAUUAUUGGUCUGCUACUCAUCUUCUGGAUAGAGCUACAGCGGCGGGAGCGGAAAUUCCACUCCUCCAGAGACCUUCAUAAAAUGCGGACCGCUACGUAUCCCUUUGACGACGGCGAUGUGGCUGAUGUGAAGCAAAAGAUCGCCGACGCGGAAAACACCAAGGCAAAACAGUCUGUGUUCCUGGUGGACCAGGUGGAAGCUAAGAUCCCACACUCGGGCAAUAGAAUCCACACCAUUUCUUUUGCCUUAAACAAAUACAUGAGCAUGGGCAUCUUUGGGCCUCGCCAUUCCGGCAAGAGCCACCUGAUCCAGCAGCUGGUGGGCGAGAAGGGAUUCGCCUUCGGCGAGAUCUACGUGCGGGGCUUGGACUUCAAGUACGACUUGGAGAGCAUCCAUACCUACAUGGGCUACUGUCCGCAGCACCGAGGCCUGCUGCCCAAUUUAACGCCAAGGGAGCAUAUCCGCCUGCUGUGCAUGAUCCGCGGCGUUCCACAGGCGAAAAUCGGCGAGAAGAUACACGAUCUGUGCCUGAUGCUCAACAUGACCGGUUGGAUGCACCGCCGGUGCAGUCUCCUAACGGCGGAGAAGCGAGCCAAGGUUAAGAUUGCCCUAGCACUGGUCGCAUACAACAAGAUCUUGGUCCUGGACGAGCCCACCGCCGGAAUGCCGGCGACGACAAGGCGAGAGAUCUGGAAUAUUUUGAGAUAUAUGCGAUACUGCGGCAAGACUAUGAUCUUUGCCACCAAUGAUGAGCUGGAGUGCAAAAUUCUGGCAGACUUCAUUAUCCUUUUCAUGCACGGCGAGAUGCUGGCCAUUGGCAGCCUGCAGUAUUUGCGAUACAAGUACAGCCAUGGCUUUUAUUUGGAGGUCCGGAUUAUUCGCGACGGUACCACCAUCGCGGAAUCGGAGGAGAACUUGAGUAAAGACGUGGAGAAUCUGGCAAAGUUUGUCAAUUUUUUGCACAGCAAAUCGGAGUUGGUUUAUCGCAUGCGCAAUUGGCUCAAGUAUUAUGUGCCCGUGGAUAACAUCGUCUACUCUUACCUUUACGGCGCCGUUGAGAAGAACAGGGUCCGGCUGAACAUCCAGGACUACUGCAUUUACCAGGCGCACAUGAGAAAUGUGGUAGCCCAUGUGCACGAGACGCGGUCGGAGUUGAAGAACCAGAUAAUUCACACCAAUGAUUUUUGAAAUUUUAUGUAUGAUUUACAUUUUAUGUUUCUGUAUAGUUACUAAAAGUGAAAUGUAGCCUUAUGGUUAUGUCUGGUGACAGUUUGUCAAAAAUUCAAACUAA